AUGCCUAAAAGAAACUAUCUAAACGCCUACUCGGGUCCCGAUGCCAUUCGGAAUUAUUUUGACCCUGAUUGUCAACCAAUGCUUCCAUUGGUAGAACUACCACCCAGCCUGAACCCAUUUUAUAAUGACGGUGUUCGCAUACACGCCAAAAUGAUGUCCAUGCAUCCUGCAAACAACGUCAAGGUUAUGCCGGCUUUGAACAUGUUGGAGAAAGGAGUGCAACCAGAAAAGUCAAAGACUGUCGUUGAGUACUCAAGCGGAUCGACCGUCAUCUCACUUGCACUACUUUCACGGAUCAAUCACGGAAUUAAAGACACACGCGCUUUCUUGAGCAACAAGACCAGUGGCCCUAAACUGCGACUCAUGCAGUUCUUUGGGCUGGACAUAACACUGUUCGGAGGCCCGUCUCAACCCGAUCCUACCGAUUGCCGCGGAGGUAUACAACGAGCCAAGAAGAUGGCUGAAGAGGAUGAAUCAGUCUUGAACUUGAAUCAAUACGAAAACGAUGCAAAUUGGCAAUCUCACGUCAGAUGGACCGGUCCUCAGAUCCUCGAGCAGCUGCCCAAUAUUCGACUGAUAUGUGCUGGUAUGGGUACAUCGGGUACUAUGACAGGCUUGGGGCAAUACUUUAAGGCUCAGGAUCCAUCAGUUUUUCGCUUGGGUGUAUGUACAGCCCCUGGCGAUCGAGUUCCCGGUCCCCGUUCUUUUGCGCUACUGGCUCCGGUCGAAUUCCCUUGGCGCGAUUCAGUAGAUGCUAUCGAGGAAGUCGGUUCAAAGGACGCAUUCGGUCUCAGCCUACAGCUUUGCCGUGAAGGCCUUAUCUGUGGACCAUCGUCCGGCUUCAAUCUCAAAGUAGAAGGACUAUUCAACUAUUUGGCCAAGCGAAAAGCAGCCGGUACCCUGAAAGAACUUGCCGGCUCUAACGGAAUCAUCGAUUGUGCCUUCAUCUGCUGUGAUCUCCCUCUCCAGUACGUUGAUGAGUAUUUCGAUAAGCUUGGCGCCGAAGCUUUCCCGCCUAUUCAUAAUGAAAAUCUCACAGCAGUCGAUCUUUACCGUUACGAUGACGGUUGGGAACUGGAGCCCACUCAAUUACUCUCGCAAUUCACAAGCACAGCACAAGGCGACAGCAACGAAACAGUUAUACUUGACCUACGAAAACCAGAAGAUUUUGCCAGAAGUCAUGUACCAGGCUCAUGCAACCUGCCACUGCAGAGCUGCAAUGCCUCCAUGCCCAGUCCAUUUCUCGAUGCCGCAAUACUCGAGACUCAAUGGAAAGAGCUAGAGGCUACAUUCACCUCCGAUCGUAUCAGUGCUUACGAUCUUGCUGGCAAGCAGGUAUAUGUGCUAUGCUAUGACGGAGAUACAUCCAGAGUUGCUACAAGUAUACUUCGGGCAAGAGGAAUUACCGCGAACAGUGUGAAAGGUGGAAUCGCUGCAGUGCGAAAAGACAUUCCAGAACUACAACUGACCGAGCGCGGUAGGGUGCUCACGCAGCAGAACCGAUCAAAUCUGUCCAAAGCUGCUACGAAGGAGAUGAGAGCAGACUCGCUAUCGCCUCAAGCGCGAGGGCAGACGGGCAUCGUGCUGUAA
Messenger RNA from Bipolaris oryzae ATCC 44560, 1590 nucleotides. RefSeq lists its product as uncharacterized. The record is from RefSeq and is a predicted model, not a curated record. Bases 1 to 1590 code for a protein of 529 amino acids. Gene Ontology annotation, cellular component: cytoplasm. NCBI's taxonomy places the organism in Eukaryota, Fungi, Ascomycota, Dothideomycetes, Pleosporales, Pleosporaceae. Gene Ontology annotation, molecular function: cysteine synthase activity; cystathionine beta-synthase activity. The transcript has 6 exons.